GUUCAGUCUGUCGCAAGGGAGGUUAUGACUGCCAGUGAGUGCCAUGUGCGUACAGACAGACUGGCCGGCUCCGGCGAGGCACCGAGAAAAAUUGGCACCGAGGCCAGAGGUAGCGAGACCUAGGCCGCCUCUCGAACCCCGACGUUCAUUCCCGCGCCAAGCUGACGACAUGCUGUAUUUCGAACCACCAAACCCCUCGGUCGAACAGGAACAGGACCAAGUUGAAGACACGCCGAGCACACCGGGUUUGCAGGCGGACGAUUCCAAUUUUCUCGCUCGAACGGCCCUCUCACAGUUCUAUCACAAUGGCAUUGAGUCCUCGGACUGGCACAUAUUCCAGGUUGCAGAUGACUUCAGGCUCGCUUACAUUGGCGCCCCAGUCUCUAAUCUAUCACACCUGGUGCAACUACGCUGCUCUCACUUGAGAUUACGCCAGGCCAGUCGUCCCACGCAGCACACACUGGUCCAAGAAGCGCUUGGAAGAGCUCCAUACGUGGCCUUUAGUUUUAAGGACUUGUAUCAAUUUGCAGCAUCGCCGACUGACUCUCAGGGUCAGAAUAUCGACUCCCCUCUACCUCUACAUUUCCCUUAUCCACAAAUUCGACCGUUGGAGGCCCGUCAUACGGGCGACCAAGCCCACCCCGGAAUUCCCCGAGACCUAUCCACAGAUGCGUUGACAUUUCUUGGAGAAGAGGUACGGGAGAGCCUGGUCAAGGCGUACUUCGAUAGCAUCCAUCCAUCAUUUCCCGCCAUCGCGCCAUCUAUGAUACUGCAGAACGAUGGCAAGUUAUCGAGCACGGCACCGCCACUACUGGUUCAUGCUGUUCUCCUUGCGGGAGCCAACGUCUGUUCGCAUCCACAAGUGGUGCGCGCUCGUCCAUCGAUCAAGGCUGCCUUGUUUCGCACGGCAGGGAUGCUUUUCCACCGACGUAGCGAAAAGGAUCGCUUGCAUCUGACACAAGCGGCACUGUUGUUCACAUGGCACAUCAACGACGGAGACACCGUUGCUGGAGGCCCUUGGUACUGGAUUGGGGUGGCUUUGCGCAUCAGCUGCGGUCAAGGAGCGCAUCGUCUUAAUCCACUUCUCCCCGACUUUGAACGUAUCAUGUACAAACGAAGCUGGUGGUGUGCCUUCGUGUCGGAAGCAUUCAGUGCCCUGGAAACCGGUCGGCCGUGUGCGGUUCGGCCACCAGACACCGAUCAGUCAGUCCCAACCGAGGAAGAACUCAACUGGGACGGCAAGCAGACUUCUGUCACGACUGCCGGAGGGCAGGAGUCAGCCACGGCCGAGGAACAGAGCCUAGGUCUGGGCCCGAGGACCGUCUGCUCCCAAGUACCCUACCUGUACCACAAGCACUUGAUAAGUCUUGCGAAGAUAGCCAUGGACAUCUCAGCCUUGAACGCUCCGGCCGAGAGCACAUCCAUAACCAUGGCGAGUCUCGACGCUCGGUUGGCAAAGUGGUCACUAGGUGCCACUUCGGGGGGAGACUUCUUCAGCAUCUCGUUACGACUGUACUUCCACAUGGUCGUUUUGAAUCUUCAUCGAAAUUAUCGACGAGAAUCGAGUGACAGUCAAUCGACGUGCAGUGCAGCGGCAGAGAGCAUCAUCACCGCGAUGGAUCGCAUCAUCGACCUGGACUCGCUUGGUCGAUGCCACUUCCCCGUCGUCAGUGCCAUCACGGCGGCCGCCAUCCAACUUGUCCACGAGAUUCGAUCGGCGAUCGCUACGGGGGCGUAUGUGGUCGGCCUAAACCGGCUCGGACUGUUGCAACGUGCCACAAAGUUCGCGAAAUGCCUUGCGCCACUGUGGCCAACGGCGGAAGCGGUACACAAUGUCUUUGAGGGACUUCGCAGAGAAUACGAAGACCAAGUGGCCAAGUCCCUCGAUCCCACACAUGGCACUUCUGUUCCAUACGACGAGCCCGACUGGGCAAGUCUGUUCGCGGCAGCAGACCACAUCCCAACGUCUGAAGACUGGUUGGAAUGGACAUUAGAGGAUAGAGCACCAAGUCAGUAAAAGGCAAGUCGUCCACAACACACACACAUUAGUAUUAAAUACAAAUUUUAUAGACUAAAGGUCGGCACCUGCUGGACGGUGUUUUACCUUCCAAACCCAUUCCAACGUCGUGAUAUUGGACAAAUGAUCCUUCACAAAACGGUUCCUAAGAGUCUCAAAUACCGUCUGCGAGAUGAAAGAUCUUUCAGACCAGUAGAACUUUCCAAAGUUGCUUUUUCUCAGGAAGGCUAGACCAGCUGAUGGCUGGUCGGAGAGAACAGCCAACGAGGAUGCAGGACAAUAGAGAAGCUCCGGGUGGGACCCCGAAUCACAAAGCCUCACACGCCCUUUCGGACGCGAAACCUCGGAGCACCUGUGACUGGGGUAGUAUGUAGCAUUGUACCCACGGCGAAUGGUAGCUGGCUGCCAGGUGUAUUUUGUUCAAUUAAAG
This is a messenger RNA of Exophiala oligosperma, 2447 nucleotides long. RefSeq lists its product as uncharacterized. The transcript is spliced from 2 exons. Gene Ontology annotation, biological process: DNA-templated transcription. Lineage: Eukaryota; Fungi; Ascomycota; Eurotiomycetes; Chaetothyriales; Herpotrichiellaceae. The coding region runs from base 44 to 2017 and encodes 657 amino acids. Gene Ontology annotation, molecular function: DNA binding; zinc ion binding. The record is from RefSeq and is a predicted model, not a curated record.